UAUAUCACCUCCACACCCACAUUAUCCUUUGAAAGAAAUAUAAUAUAUAUAAAUGUAUAAUUAAAUAAAAUAUAUAGAAAAAUAGAAAAACCAGCUAAUUGACCAAAACCCCUUCUACUUGUAGCAUAAGUACUAUGGCUGAAUUUGCAGCUCAUUUAAGAAGCUUUAAACCAUCAUUUUCAGUCUUAGAAGUUGAUCCAAACAUCAACAUGGAAGAGAUAACUCAGUUUGGAGUGAUGAAUCCACACACAUCGGAUAAUUCAAACUUGUUGAUGAAUUUCCAAAGCUUUAAUGUUCCUUUCUCUAGUGAUAAUUUUUUUGGCAAUCCAGCUGCUGAGUUUCCCGGAAUCAUAGCGGAAAAUAAUUUUCCUGGAAAUAAUUUCAAUUACACAAACCACCAUCUCAGCUUCGCACAUCCUACAACUACUAAUCAUCAUCAUCAUCAGCCAACUGUUAGUGAGAAUACAAAUGAGAUAUCUCAUGAAUGCAGAAAGAGAAAGGCACUCAUGACCAAUUUGGAUGCCUCUGAGUGCAGCUCAGGCAACUCUUCUCCUCCAGUCUCUCAAGUUGUUGGUGUUGAGAAGAAAAAUGGUUCUGGAAAAGGGAAGAGAGUGAAAAACAAUACAGUAAAAGUAGAAGAGAAACUAAAGGAGGUUGUUCAUGUUAGAGCCAGGAGAGGCCAAGCCACUGAUAGUCACAGUCUAGCAGAAAGGGUUAGAAGAGGAAAAAUUAAUGAAAGACUCAGAUGUUUGCAAGACAUUGUGCCAGGAUGCUAUAAGACUAUGGGUAUGGCAGUGAUGUUGGAUGAGAUAAUUAAUUAUGUCCAGUCCUUGCAGAAUCAGGUGGAGUUUCUCUCGAUGAAAUUGACUGCGGCUAGCACUUUUUAUGACUUCAAUUCCGAGACUGAUGCCGUGGAAAAGAUGCAGAGAGCAAAAGCAGCAAAUGAGGCAAAAGAGAUGGAAAGAUUGAUAAGAGAAGGAUAUGGAGGAUUGGCUUGCUUCCACUCAGCCUCUUGGCCCCUUUGACUUCACUUUUGGAUGUUACCCUUUAUUGCCAUACAACACAUAAUGAAGAUGCUUCAAAUGUAGAUCUCUCCAAUUUUUUUUUUCAAAACUCCCCACUUUCCAUGAAAGAAAGAAAAAAUAUUAGAAGAAAAAUUAUUUUGUUCUAAUUAGUUCCAAUCAAAGUACUUAUUCUAUAAUU
Molecule: messenger RNA, 1203 nt
Organism: Cannabis sativa
Lineage: Eukaryota; Viridiplantae; Streptophyta; Magnoliopsida; Rosales; Cannabaceae
Product: transcription factor BEE 3
Exons: 6
Coding region: 135-1025 (296 amino acids)
Biological process (GO): regulation of DNA-templated transcription
Cellular component (GO): nucleus
Molecular function (GO): protein dimerization activity; DNA-binding transcription factor activity
Source: RefSeq, a predicted model, not a curated record